CCUGCGCGGCGGUUUCAAGCUCCCCCGCCCGAGCGCCGCUGCCGGGUUUGCGGCCGCUGCUCCGGGCCGGGGCCGGCGGGGUGGCCGUGGCUAUGGGGCGCUGCGCCGGCCGCGCUCGCUGACGGGCGUGCACAGGCGAACCCGGCCGCAGCAUGUACGCCAAGGGGAAGGGCUCCGCCGUGCCCUCGGACAGCCAGGCCCGGGAGAAGCUGGCGUUGUACGUGUACGAGUACCUGCUGCACGUGGGAGCCCAGAAAUCUGCACAGACCUUCCUCUCGGAGAUCCGAUGGGAGAAGAACAUCACACUAGGGGAGCCCCCAGGUUUCCUGCACUCCUGGUGGUGUGUGUUCUGGGACCUGUACUGCGCGGCGCCGGACCGCCGGGAGACGUGUGAGCACUCCAGCGAAGCCAAGGCCUUUCACGACUAUAGUGCCGCGGCGGCCCCCAGCCCCGUGAUGGGGAACAUGCCCCCGAACGACGGCAUGCCAGGAGGACCCAUGCCACCCGGUUUCUUUCAGGGACCUCCGGGCUCUCAGCCAUCACCGCACGCACAGCCUCCGCCCCACAACCCCGCCGCCCCCAUGCUGGGGCCCCACAGCCAGCCUUUCAUGUCCCCUCGCUACCCCGGCGGCCCCCGGCCUUCGCUCCGCAUGCCAAACCAGCCGCCUGUGGGGGUCCCGGGUUCCCAGCCGCUGCUGCCCAACACCAUGGACCCCAGCACGAGAUCACAGGGGCAUCCGAAUAUGGGGGGCCCGAUGCAGCGGAUGAACCCCCCGCGAGGCAUGGCGGGGAUGGCUCCUCAGAACUACGGCAGCGGGAUGCGGCCCCCACCCAACUCGCUGGGCGGCCCCGGCAUGCCCACCAUGAACAUGGGCCCAGGAGGGCGAGCGCCGUGGCCAAACCCCAACACCAACUCCAUCGCGUACUCCUCCUCGUCACCCGGGAGCUACGUGGGCCCUCCAGGAGGCGGCGGCCCCCCCGGAACCCCCAUCAUGCCCAGCCCAGGAGUUCCCCAUGGGGCCUGGCCCCGAUGGGCCCAUGGGAGGCAUGAACACCAUGGAGCCCCAUCACAUGAACGGAUCCUUAGGCUCUGGCGACAUGGACGGGCUGCCAAAGAGCUCGCCGAGUAACAUGGCGGGGCUGAGCAACCCGCCCGGGACUCCGCGGGACGACGGCGAGAUGGGCGGCACCUUCUUAAACCCCUUCCAAAGCGACAGUUACUCGCCCAGCAUGACAAUGAGCGUGUGAUCGGCUCGGACGUCCCGGCGCAGAGAGCCAGACGCCCCCGCGGUUCUAAACUCUAUUUAAAACACCCGCAGGAACUGGCCGCCUGCCCUCCUGCCAGCACCCCCCCGUUUCCCCCUCCACCUGGGGCACAGUCCCCCCCUGCACUCUAUUGGCACACAGCACCCCCUUCCCCCACGCCCUGGCCCUGCCCUCCCCCUGCACCAG
Messenger RNA from Trachemys scripta elegans, 1452 nucleotides. RefSeq names its product single stranded DNA binding protein 4 (gene SSBP4). The record is from RefSeq and is a predicted model, not a curated record. Gene Ontology annotation, biological process: positive regulation of transcription by RNA polymerase II. Gene Ontology annotation, cellular component: nucleus. Lineage: Eukaryota; Metazoa; Chordata; Testudines; Emydidae. Gene Ontology annotation, molecular function: protein binding; single-stranded DNA binding.